This is a messenger RNA of Sinocyclocheilus grahami, 2137 nucleotides long. RefSeq names its product ankyrin repeat domain-containing protein 6-like. Bases 89 to 1831 code for a protein of 580 amino acids. Gene Ontology annotation, cellular component: cytoplasm; nucleus. Gene Ontology annotation, biological process: negative regulation of canonical Wnt signaling pathway; positive regulation of JNK cascade. Gene Ontology annotation, molecular function: protein binding. The record is from RefSeq and is a predicted model, not a curated record. NCBI's taxonomy places the organism in Eukaryota, Metazoa, Chordata, Actinopteri, Cypriniformes, Cyprinidae. The transcript is spliced from 10 exons.
AAAUCCUGAAAAAGCAGUGCAAUAAUUUCUUUCCUUCCAGGCAGGUGACACAUGUUUACACAUUGCAGCACGCUACAAUCACUUGGCCAUGAUUAAGAUCCUCUUGGCUUCUUUCUGCUCUGUGGCUGAGAAAAACCAGAUAGGAGACACUGCGCUCCAUGUCGCUGCUGCCCUAAAUCACAAGAAAACUGUCAAUCUGUUACUGGAAGCAGGAGCUGACGCAAACAUCAAAAACAAUACAGGCCACACUGCUCUUGAUAAAGCCCAGGACAAUAACAACCGAGAUUUAGCUAUUCUGUUAGCAAAAUCCAACCAGGUGCAGCGGUUUGCUCGUGGAAGAACUGUGAGAAAACGAAGAGAUGUCUUGCGGGCCCAGAGGAGAACUCAGUCCCUCCCCAGAGUUCAUUCCUCCCGAGAGAAGGACUAUACUGAAGUGGCAGAAGACAAAAAGAACUGUGAUCAAGUGCAUCAACCUGAACGAAAAACAGCAACUCUGAGCACGAGCACGAGGAGAAAGAUCAGGAGCCCAAGACAGUUAAAAAAGUUGGAACAUGUGUUCCGGAGAGAGUAUCAGCUACAUGAAAGAGGAUCUCCAUCCCAGAGAGUAAAACACAGCAGCCCCAGCUCUCAGGAGCAAGAGGAAGCUCCUGGAAAAGCCUAUCAGCUUUAUACACUAUACAGGGAUAAAGAUGGACAGAUAAAGCAGGCUCCUGCGAAUGACUGUCAUUGUAAGCUCCUCAUUAAAACUCUGGAGAAUAAGCUGAAAGCCGCAAAGAUGGAGAUGCGGUCAGAAAUUCACACUGUCCAAGAGGAGAUCAAUUGCAGGCUGGGCGGAAUAGAGCAAAAAAACAAGCACCAGAUAAAAGUUCUUGAGAAACUCACACAGGAGCGUGUGUCGGCUGAAGGGAUGGAGUGUCAUUAUCGAAUCAAUCAGAGAGCCACCCUGGAACGCAUGGAGGGCGAGAGAAAACAGAAGAUAGCUGCUACCAAUGCUGUGAAAAGCUGGUGCAUGUCUAAGAUUCAGGAUCUUGAAGUGCGAAUGCCUGCAGAAACACAAUACUACAAACUUCUGCGCUCUCCAUCCGUGGAUCAGUCUCUGGUGGAUUCAGACCCCGAGGGUCUCCCGCUACGGUCGCUCAUCUCUGAGGAGAGCUCCAGCUCGCUGGCCACUUACGUCAAUCCUAACAAUGACGGGAAAAGUCUUGAAUUUGGGGACGCACGUGGGAGGAGAUACUUUGAGAUGAAGCUGAACGGUUCUUCAGGUGAAUAUCAUAACCUGACAGCUCAUUCAGUGGUCAAACACAAACCUCUAUCACGGAAGCUGGCGACUGCUGACUCCAAGUGGCAGCGAGCAGAAGUGCAGGAGGUUGAUGUCUCAAAGUCCAGGUCAGACAAAGGGGAUGAACUCUGCGACAGCAGUGGCAGCAGCAGCCUGUCCACAUCCAGCAAGUGUUUCAACGACAGCAAAACAGAACCAGCACCCGGCCUGGCCUGGAAACACAGCAGGCACCUGAAGUACAGGAUUAAAGCACAUCACGCUCAAACCCAGCAGAGCAACACCAUGAAGACUAUGGAGGUGUUUUCCCAGCGGCCCGUGGAGGCCACCUUCAUCCAAGAGCGGGCAAACUUGCACGCCGUGGAGGUGACACAGUGUUUCUUUGAGACGGUCUCCACACAGCUGGAACGCUGGUACGAGAGGAAGAUCCAGGAAGCGCAGAAGGUGGCAGAACAGAAAGCUCUGCAGGACAGAGCCAGUCUACUGGAGAGGAUCAACACCCUGGAGGAAGAGCUACAGAGGCUUCGCACUAACACUAAUACGAACUCUUCUUAACACAUGCGUGCUAUGUAUGCCCAGAUACCUUGAUUCCACCUAAUAUGAAAUUCAUGGCAAUAUAAAUGAGAUUGGAGCUUUGUAAACACGGAGUAAACUUACAGUAAUUUAAUUGUUCUAUAGUAAAACUCAUUUACUCACCAUCUUGUCUUUAAAACAAGUUGGAGAAAAAUUCAGAAUCGAAAAGCUGGCUUCCUUUUGUUGAGUUGGAAUGUGAAUUGAAUUGGCCGCACCCUACAGGAAGUUCAACUGUAAUUUGAAUAGGAUUGACAGGAAGAGGAAUUUGCUGAAUAGUGAUUCAAAGAA